Molecule: messenger RNA, 1830 nt
Organism: Elaeis guineensis (African oil palm)
Lineage: Eukaryota; Viridiplantae; Streptophyta; Magnoliopsida; Arecales; Arecaceae
Product: triacylglycerol lipase OBL1
Biological process (GO): lipid metabolic process
Molecular function (GO): triacylglycerol lipase activity
Source: RefSeq, a predicted model, not a curated record
GAGCGUUCUAUUUGCGGCUCUUACCACUGGAAUUUGAAAAUUCUUGAAGGAAGAGAAUGCAAUAAAAGUUGGUGGACGUAGCUCUCCUCGAUCAGCACCUUUAUCCUUCUUCAAUCCUCAUGGCUCAGGAGGCCGACUACUUCAGCGAUUAUAUGGUCAUAAGGCCAGAUAAAGGAGGGAUGGCUGAUCUUUUCUAUCUCUUGUAUUCCUCUAAUGUUUCUGAUAAUAGAUCAAUUGAGUGUCCCAUCGGAACACAAGUUGACCAAAUAGGACGAAGAUGGGCUAUCUUCAUCUCCCUUCUGCUCCAAAGAACUCUCCUUUUCUGGAGGAAGCCAUUGGCUUGGGUUGGCGCUGCAGUUGAGUUCUGGUUGAAUCUUCUGACUGACAACCAUGGCUUUGGAUCGCUGUUGCAUAGCCUUCUCCGAGGGCAUGCUGUGUUUCCGGACAACAAGUCUUCAUCCUAUAUGUCAGCUGUUGGACUCAUUGACACAAGGGUAGAUUUGGACAAAAAAAUUAAACCAACAGAUGAAAAAUACCUUGCAGCAUUAUCUAUCAUGGCUGCAAAACUAUCAUAUGAGAAUGAAACACGCAUCAAGAACAUUGUUAGAGACCACUGGAAUAUGGAAUUCGUGGAGUUUUAUAAUUGUUGGAAUGAUGAACAAGAAGCAUUUACCACACAAGCCUUUGUAUUCCGUGAUAAAACUGUGGAUGCCGAGUUGAUUGUUGUGGCUUUCAGGGGCACGGAACCCUUCAAUGCUAUCCAAUGGUGUACUGAUUUUGAUUUCUCAUGGUAUGAGAUCCCGCAUGUGGGCAAGAUACAUGGAGGCUUUAUGAAGGCCUUAGGUUUGCAAAAGAACACUGGGUGGCCAAGAGAGAUUGAACAAAGCAAAAAACGACCAUAUGCGUACUAUGCCAUUAGAGAGAAACUUCGGCGCUUGUUACGCCAGAACGAGAAGACAAAAUUUUUAGUUACAGGCCAUAGCUUAGGAGGGGCAUUGGCGAUUCUUUUUCCGACAAUCUUGGCAUUGCAUGAGGAAACUUGGUUGUUGGAUAGGUUGGAGGGAGUGUACACAUUUGGACAGCCAAGAGUAGGAGAUAAGAAACUAGGAGAGUUUGCGGAGAAGCACCUAGACAGGCCUGAGCAGAGGUAUUUCAGAUUUGUUUAUUGCAAUGACAUGGUACCCAGGUUGCCUUAUGAUGACUCCACUCUUUUGUUCAAACACUUUGGAUUAUGCCUCUAUUACAACAGCAUAUACAAAGGAAAGGUAAUGGCUGAGGAACCGAACAAGAAUUACUUCUCAUUAUGGACAGUGGUACCCAAGUAUUUGAAUGCAUCAUGGGAGCUUAUUCGUAGCUUCCUAAUUGGAUAUGUGGAGGGAUCAGAAUAUAAGGAAGGAUGGCCAAUGAAACUAGUUAGAACUUUUGGAUUGGUGAUCCCAGGCAUACCGCCACACUUUCCUCCAGAUUAUGUCAACUCCACAAGACUGGGGACAUCACUAAUACCAGGCUAUGUAACUGAAGGCAUUAAAGUUGACUAAAGUAACUUUCCAUGAUUGUAGAGUAGCUGAAGUCCCAUCGAGUCCUAUUCUUUUUGAUAUCAUUCCGACUGCAUAUUUGGAUUUCUUCGCUGCAAAUCAUGAGUUUGAAGAGGCUAAUUUCCCUGUGGAUUGGCUGGCAAGCAGAGAUUUCAGUUGUGAUAUUUCCUCAAAUAAUACUGUUCACCUGGAGUUAUGUUUCUUAUUACAAACUGAUUGUAUGGGACUUUCUUAUUUAUGGUCUCAUUGAGGCCAUUUAAGAGUGUUCUUCCCUUUUUAACAAAAAAAAAAAAAA